Messenger RNA from Chanos chanos (milkfish), 1572 nucleotides. RefSeq names its product ecto-ADP-ribosyltransferase 5-like. Gene Ontology annotation, molecular function: NAD+ poly-ADP-ribosyltransferase activity; NAD+-protein-arginine ADP-ribosyltransferase activity. The coding region runs from base 1 to 774 and encodes 257 amino acids. Lineage: Eukaryota; Metazoa; Chordata; Actinopteri; Gonorynchiformes; Chanidae. The transcript is spliced from 2 exons. The record is from RefSeq and is a predicted model, not a curated record.
AUGUCUCUUGCUGCAGUGGACGACAUGUACACAGAAUGUCGGGAUGAAAUGCUGAAGACCGUUAUAGAAAAAAACGGACUUUUGGAGAAGGAAAUAAAAGAAAACAAAGAAUUUCGAGAACAGUGGAGUAGUAUAAAGAGGGAAUGUAACACAGCGAUCCCCGGUGUAAAACCGGAGCACAUCUUAGCAUUGAGGACCUUUGGAGAAGCCAGAGACAAUUUCCGUGACAUAUUCAAUGAGUUUGUGGAGACUAAAGGAGUAAACGAAAGCAUCUACACCAACAAGUUUCCAUUCAAAUCCCUCCAUUUCUUGCUCAUGGAUGCGCUGCGUCUCUAUAACACUUCAAAUUGUUCUACUGUGUUCUACGGGGCGGAGAAAAAGUACAGCGCAGACAAGGGGGACAUGGUACGACUGGGCAGAUUUCUCUCAGUUAACAGGGAACGAACUGAUGCAGUUAACAAGUGCGACGAGGGUGGUUCCCUCUUCAUCAUAACAUCCUGCUCUUCCAUCGACCUGGAGAAGCAUGCGUGUAUGACUGAAGAAGCUGAGCUGUUUCUGUCUCCAACCGAGGUGUUCAGAGUUGAAGAGGUCAAAAGCACCCCUGGUGACAACGAAGCAUGUGAUAACGAGAUUAUUUUAACACACGAAGGAUUUCAAAGCAACCACGACUGUUACCUUUUUUCCACUUCCAGUCCCAGUGGAUCUUCCGCCCAGCUGCUGAAAACCAGUUUGUUUGCUGUGCUGGCUUCAUUGCUUACCCUCUACCAUAUUUAAACAGAGGCAUGUGGCAGACGGAGUCUCUCACUUACACACACACACACACACACACACACACACACACACACACACACAUUCCCUCUGUCUUUUGGUCCCUGCCUGUUUUUGAACCUGUUUUGUGCAUAUCAUAAAGCAUCAACUGCAUCCUUUAUGUCAUUAAUUAUUUGUCCUAAAUACUGAAAUUCACACAACAUUCUGUGGUAUUUUUUUCCCCUUUAAUAUAAGAAGAGGUACUGACUGGGCUUGUGAUGUUCACUGAAAAUAAUUCUCAAAGCGGUUGAAAAUAUUUCCUGUGUUUGAGACUUAAUAUCAGUCAUUCUCACACAGUGGACAUGUUCCUCUUCCCUUUCACCUUUAACACACCUUUCCUGUAAAAGGCAAUCAACAACCAGCCGGUGCAAAUGGCUUUUGCCUUGACGUUUGUCUUUCCCCAUGUCCUCGAUUUCACGAAAAAACAAAACAAAACAUUUGAUUGCUAGUAUUAUUGAAAUGUCUGAUGCCUGCUGCAGAUGUGUGAUGUGAAGAAAAUGAGUUUGUUCUGAUUUUGUGAUACGUAUGUAUCUUUUUUUGGCAAAUAAAUAUUAUCUUAAUAGUUACACUUGCACACUUUUUGUAACUGGGUGCAUAUGCACAGCUGUAUGGGGUUGAGUGGGUGGUCAAAUGUGUCUUAGCAGCUGGUCUUGACAGAAGGAUGUAUGCUCUCCUGUUCAGAUAACUGUGUGCUCAAUCUUUUUUCUCCCAUUUGAGUAACCCAGCGACGACGGACAGGCGACCUUUCCAGGGCCUUUUCCCGCC